AUGAAUAAAACAUUCCAAUAAAAUUUCUUAGCAAAUCAAGUUGCCAUUGUAACAGGUGGUGCCACAGGAAUUUGUUAUGGCAUCAGUUUGGCAUAUUUAAAAUACGGAUGCAAGGUUCUUAUCACAAGUCGAAAAGAGGAAGUCUUAAAGCAAUCGUGCACUACAUUAGCAUAAGAAUCAGGCAAUCAAAAUGUUGCAUAUUUUCCUUGUGAUGUGAGAAAAUUCGAAUAAGUGGAAGCAAUGGUGUAAUUUGCAUUGGACAAAUGGGGAAGAAUUGAUAUUUUGGUCAAUGGGGCAGCUGGAAACUUUUUGGUUCCUUUCGAAAUGAUGAGUGUAAAUGCCUUCAGAUCUGUAAUGGAAAUAGACACUUUUGGAACAUUUCAUUGUUGUAAAGCAGUGGUUGGAAAAUGGAUGUCAAAAAAUGGAGGUGUUAUUAUUAAUAUUAGUACUACUCUUCCUCAUUGUGGAGUAGCACUUCAAUCACAUGCUGGAACAGCCAAAGCAGGAAUAGAUGCACUUACUAGACAUCUUGCUGUUGAAUUGGGACCAAAGAAAAUUAGAGUGGUGGGUAUAGCCCCAGGAGCUAUUGAGAAAUCUGAAGGAUUUAAAAGAUUGAGAAUGGAUGAUAGUUCUGGUUUUGGAGAGGAUUUCGAAAAAUUGUUGCCAUUAUAGAGGGCAGGAAACAAUGAUGAUAUUGCUCCUUGGGCUCUCUUUUUGGCUUCAGAAAUGUGCAAGUUACAUCACUGGAUAAACAAUUAUAGUUGAUGGAGGAGCAGUUAAUACAUUUCCUAAUUUUACUCUUUCUAAGUAAAAAGGCAAGAGACAUGUUAAAACCAAAAUUAUGAUAAUUAGAUCUGGUUGUCAUAUAUAAUAUAAAUUUUUAAUAUUCAAAUAUAAAA
Molecule: messenger RNA, 899 nt
Organism: Paramecium tetraurelia
Lineage: Eukaryota; Ciliophora; Oligohymenophorea; Peniculida; Parameciidae
Exons: 3
Biological process (GO): fatty acid catabolic process
Molecular function (GO): 2,4-dienoyl-CoA reductase (NADPH) activity
Source: RefSeq, a predicted model, not a curated record